This is a messenger RNA of Chiloscyllium plagiosum (whitespotted bambooshark), 12801 nucleotides long. It is a transcript of the gene med13a, whose product is annotated as mediator complex subunit 13a. Gene Ontology annotation, molecular function: transcription coactivator activity. Gene Ontology annotation, cellular component: mediator complex. Lineage: Eukaryota; Metazoa; Chordata; Chondrichthyes; Orectolobiformes; Hemiscylliidae. The record is from RefSeq and is a predicted model, not a curated record. Gene Ontology annotation, biological process: positive regulation of transcription by RNA polymerase II.
CAGGGACUGAAACAAACCCGAGUCGGCUGAAAGAGAUCCGAGUAACUGGGGGGGGAGGGAGGGGAGGGAAGGGAAGGGAACGAAGCGAAGCGAGAAGACAGAUGCUUUUAUCUCGUUCCCCUCUGAGAGGAGAGAAAAGAGAAAUCAAAAGGCAACUACAUUCUGUACAUUAAAAAAAACAGCUUUCAUGUGGGACAAAUAUCUGUGGAAAUUUUCCUGAGGAGGACUUUUUCCCCUGUGUAUUUCUUUUUUCUUCUUUUCGAAGUGCGUGUUAAAUCUUCGUCGACGAUGCAGGGAUCGUGAUGAUGAGUUCGUCCGGCUGCUGGGUGGCGAACGGGGCGAGUUUGGAGGAUUGUUAUUCCAAUCUCUUCUCUCUGGCUGACCUGCCUGGAAUUAAAUGGCGACGUUAUUCAUGGAAGGGUCCAGUGGGGACACCGCUCGUCAUCCCGGUGGCUGAAGAUGAUGCCGUUCUGUGCAGCUUCAGCCGCUGCUUGAAAGCUAAUGUACUUUGUGUGUGGCGCAGGGAUGUGAUACCAGGCCACCGGGAGCUUUGGAUUUUCUGGUGGGGUGAAGUGCCAAAUUUUGCUGAUCUUAUCCACCAUGAGCUCAAAGUGGAAGAAGAGGGAUUAUGGGAGCAAGGACUGUCCUAUGAGUGCCGUACACUGCUUUUUAAGGCUAUUCACAACUUAUUGGAAAGGUGCUUGUUGAACAGGAACUUUGUGCGAAUUGGAAAGUGGUUUGUGAAACCAUAUGAAAAAGACGAGAAACCGGUGAACAAAAGUGAGCACUUGUCCUGUUCCUUUACUUUUUUCUUGCAUGGGGAUAGUAAAGUCUGUACCAGUGUUGAGAUAAACCAGCAUCAACCAGUAUACCAUCUCAGUGAACAACAUGUCACUGUGGCCCAGGGAUCCUCCAACCCCUUCCAAGUGAUCCUCAGCCCCUUUGGAUUAAGUGGUACCCUGACAGGUCAGUCUUUCAAGCUAUCUGAUCCUCCCACCCUUAAACUGAUAGAAGAAUGGAAGCAAUUUUAUCCAAUACAGACCAGCUCAAAGGAAACUACAGACGACAAACAGGAAGAGGUAGACUGGGAUGAUGACUCAAUAGCAGCUGUAGAAGUCAUUGUUGCUGGUGUGCGAAUGGUGUACCCAGCAUGCUUUGUUCUGGUGCCUCAGCCUGAUGUUGCCACUGGCAUCUUGAGCAGCUCCACUGGGACGACACAUUGUACAACUGCAUACGCAAGUGUCCACCAAGUGCCUCCCCCAAUAAGGGAUCCAGCCAUUUCCUCUGUGACCUUGACUCCACCCACAUCACCAGAAGAAGCUGAAACAGCUGAAAUACAGGCCACCCAGAAGUGGGCGAAGCUUCCUUCAAUGUGUGAGGUACUUAAUAUGGAAAAUUCAGGGCAUGGUGGAAAGAUUCCAAGAAAGUUAGCCAAUCAAGUGGUAGAAAAGGUGUGGCAGGAGUGCAAUCUCAACAAAACCCAGAAAAAACGAAAGUACUCUAGUGUGAAUGGCUGUGAAGAUGAUUCAUCUGGCAAAGAGGCAUCUUGGGAUUUUAUUGAAGCUACGCAUAGGGUGAAUUGCAACUGUUCAAGGCAUAAGAAUAAAAGAGGCACUGGUGUCCAAGGACUGUCUCAGACUCCUGGUCCACAGCAGCCAACAGCACUCAAGCACAAAAUGAAUGACAAGCAAGAAAAAGGGGAAAAGCAACAGAAGCGACCACUAACUCCUUUUCAUCACCGUAAUUCAGUAUGUGAUGAUGUUGCAAUGGAACCAGAUUCAAGUAAUCACAGACUUGGAAUUAGGCAACAGGACAACAGAAGACGGUAUUCAAAUACAAGGCCUAAUGACCUGGUAAGCUCCACAAAGUCCUCACAGUUACACAUCCCAGAGCUACCAAACUCGCCGCCACCACCACCCCUCAGCCCUCAUCCUUGUGAGAGAGAUGAGGAUGUGGGCGAUGCAUUUAAAAAUGCAUUGACACCUCAAAGUCAGCCAUUCUGCCAGAUGCCUGCACCAGAUCCACUACUUCCAGGCAAAACUGUUGAGGACAGGAUGGAGACACUUCCUACCCAGGCUUUCACCUUGGGUUUUUCAGAAGUGAUGGAGCCUACAAGCUACAGUAGCAGUGUGUUGCAAUUUGAGGAUGAUGGGCCUGAUGUUACAUGGAAAUGUUAUCGACUACCCACUUGCAUGGAAUCUGAUUUUGUGCCACCACAGCUGCCGUUGGAUAAAUACAGAGAAGAGUAUGUUGCAGUGAGCAACCAAGAACAUGCACUUUCUUCUGUCUCAGAUUUGGUGGUACACUCAAAUAAGCCAUUGAAGAUCUCUGAAGAGCGGGUACAGGGAUACAUCCUGAGUCGAAACCAGUACUACAAGAGCAUUCGUACAGAGGCAGACUCCAAGUCAGAAAUUGAUCCAUAUGCAUUUGAUGAUGGCGAUGAAGAAUUCAGCCUGCCUGAUAAGAAGGACAAGCAAGGCAACGAGAGAGAUCCUGGAAAGAAACAUUCACAAAAGGGGGACAAUGACAGUAUUGGUGUAUCCCAUUCAAUGUUGCCAGCGGAAGGAGAGGAUGCCAUGUCGAUAUUUAAUUCUGGAACAAAACUAGAUGGACAAAGAUCGCCCACACACAGUCGGACUGCAUCCACAAGCCUCAUGAAUGAGGUUGAUCUGGUUGUCUCGUAUAAAGAUCUUGACAAUCUGUUUGAUGAUGAUGAUGAACUUGGGCAGCCUGGUUCUCGAAGUGCACUCGUUGGAUCAGAUGAGAAAAUCGGCAACAGGGAUUCGAAGGCUGGACCUUUUGACACAUUCCCUUGUAUAAGUUCUGCAGACCUGCAGCAGAUGUUUCCCACGCCUCCAUCCUUGGAACAACAUGGCCCAGGCUACUCUCCAAUGAAUAUUAAUUGCAAAGAGUUUGGAAGCUUGGAUAACACCCCAGGAAUGACUCUGGAUGGCCACCAUUUUACUGCAACAAGCCUGAAUCAUUUCAAGAUUGAAGUGGAAGAGGGAAUGGGUAGUCCUAAACCUUCAGAGAUUAAGGACUUUUCUUAUGUUUAUAAUCCUGAGAAGUGCCAAGGUUAUGUGGGGUGUACUAUGUUUGCACCAUUGAAAAUCUUACCAAGCCAGUGUCAGCCCCCUGUAAAACUCCCAGAGGAAUAUCGCCCUUCGUGGACUGUGGGCAAGUUGGACCUGCUUCCUCCUGUACCUCCCAUGCCAUAUAUCCGUGACAUAAAUAUUCCAAGUGUUGGAAGUGGUAUGGAUCAGGAUUACAUACAGACCUGCACACCACAAACGCAUACCCCAUUUGGAGUGACGAACAGUGCUCCUCCAAGUAAUGGUGCUGGUGUUCUUCCAUCACCUGCCACUCCACGCAUCUCUGCACCAACUCCAAGGACACCAAGGACCCCACGCACCCCUCGUGGAUGUGGGGGUCCAGCAAGUGUUCAGGGCUCUGUGAAGUAUGAGAACUCUGAUUUAUAUUCACCUGCUUCUACACCUUCAACUUGUCGUCCAUUGAAUUCAGUAGAACCUGCAACGGUACAAUCCAUUCCUGAAGCGCACAGUCUUUAUGUGAACCUAAUCCUAUCUGAUUCCAUCAUGAAUCUCUUUAAAGAUUGCAAUUUUGACAGCUGCUGCGUCUGUGUCUGUAACAUGAACAUCAAAGGAGCUGAUGUUGGAUUGUACAUCCCAGAUCCUACCAAAGAGUCACAAAACCCAUGCACAUGUGGAUUCAGUGCUGUCAUGAACCGAAGGUUUGGAAACAACUCUGGGCUCUUUUUGGAAGAUGAGUUAGAUAUUAUUGGGCGAAACACAGACUGUAGCAGUGAGGCUGAAAAGCGACUAGAGGAUCUCCGGAAUAUUUCUGUUGAACAGGGGGAAGGAGGCACCAAGGAGCCCGAAAAAGUGCCUGACGAGUUAAUAUUGCUACUUCAGGACCAGUGCACUAACCCCUUCUCCUCAUUGAGAUCAGUGGAUCCUUCAGUAGUGGCAAAAUUACAAACAGUGGGACCACCAGUGCGUGUGGAGGAUAGAGACUAUUACAGGGAAUGUUACACUGCUUUGGAGCAGGGAUAUCAGUUUAUGGACAAUAUGUCAGGUGGGAAGCUUGAUGAAACACUUGUGAAGAACUCUUGUUUACAUCUCUGGUCAAGAAGAAAUGCUGUGGAUGUCAGCAUGCUAUGUUCGCAAGAUCUUCUACGCCUUCUUCUCUCCCUUCAGCCUGUUUUGCAAGAUGCCAUCCAGAAAAAACGAGCUGUUAGGUCAUGGGAGAGUAUCCAGCACGUGCAGGGGCCUCUCACUUGGCAACAGUUCCACAAAUUGGCUGGUCGGGGAUCUUAUGGUACAGAUGAGUCUCCAGAGCCACUACCGAUCCCAACAUUUAUGUUGGGUUAUGAAUGUGAUUUUGUGGUGUUAUCUCCAUUUGCAUUGCCAUACUGGGAGAAGCUUCUUCUGGAGCCAUAUGGAUCGCAGAGAGAUAUCGGCUAUGUUGUGGUGUGUCCAGAAAAUGAAGCACUUUUAAAUGGAGCAAGAAGUUUCUUUCGUGAUCUCAGUGCGGUCUAUGAGUCCUGCAGACUUGGGCAGCACAGGCCCAUCUCAAAAUUGCUUCCUGAUGGAAUCAUGAAAGUUGGGACCAAAGCAGCCUUGAAUAUUGCAGAGCAGCCUGUAAAUGACUGGUUCUCUCAGCACUGUGUGAAUGCUAGCAAUGAAGCAUUUUCCAAACUGAAACUUUAUGCUCAAGUGUGCAGACACGAUCUGGGUCCAUAUCUUGCUGGUCAAACAUUGGACAGUUCGUUAUUCUCGCAACCUAACCCCAUUUCCUCUUGCAAUCGAUCCAGUACAUUACAAACUCCUGUACAAGUUCCUGCUGGAGGUUCAUCUGCAUCUUCCACCAGUGCUCCUGUACCAUCUGGUACUUUAGCAAACACUGCCAUAACUGGCACAGUAGCUAGUAGUACUACUUCGAAUGUGGCUUCAAUACCUGUGAACCUGACCAGCGUAUCUGCUGCAGUAAAACCGUCUUCCUCUUUUCCUCCAUUUGCACAUUUGAAUAAUUCCUCCAGUGCUGUGACUGCACAAAGCUCAGCCUCCCAGCAGAGUAAUGGUAUCUCUGGUGAUUCAACAGUUGGUGGAAUGGGACAACAACACCAGGAACCUCCAGAGAGCACCAUGGACAGGGAUAAAAUUGGGGUCCCAACAGAGGGGGAGUCUCAUGCCAUCAUUUAUCCACCAUCCAUCGUUGUGUACAUUGUGGAUCCUUUUACUUACAAUGCAGAGGACGAAAGAUCGUCAUCUUCAAAUGUUUGGACACUUGGGCUAUUACGCUGCUACCUAGAGAUGAUUCAUUUCUUACCAAAACACAUCAAGAAUGCAAUAUCUGUGCAAAUUGUCCCAUGUCAGUAUCUGUUACAGCCUGUGAAAAAUGAUGAUCGGCACCUGUACUCCCAGCACCUUAAAUCUUUGGCGUUUUCUGUGUUCACUCAAUGCCGGAGAUCAUUACCAUCCUCCACCUAUGUCAAAGCACUGACUGGCUUUGGCCCAGGCUUGGCCUUAGACAGCACCUUAAAGAGUCCAGAUAGACCAGAGCAUUUGCGGAUUUAUAGCCCGCCGUUUAUUUUGGCUCCAGUGAAGGAUAAGCAAACUGAGCUAGGAGAAACAUUUGGCGAGGCGAGCCAGAAAUAUAAUGUUCUUUUUGUUGGCUAUUGCUUGUCACAUGAUCAGAGGUGGUUGCUUGGAACAUGUACGGAUCUCUAUGGAGAGUUGCUGGAGACCUGUGUCAUUAAUAUAGAUGUACCAAACAGGGCUCGCAGACGGAAAGGUUCACCCCGGAGAAUGGGAUUGCAAAAACUCUGGGAUUGGUGUUUGGGCAUCAUGCAGAUGACAUCACUACCCUGGAGGGUUGUCAUUGGGCGGCUUGGGAGGAUAGGACAUGGAGAAUUAAAAGACUGGAGUUGUUUGCUUGGUCGUCGCACUUUGCAGUCCCUCAGCCGGCACCUGAAGGAUACUUGCAGAAUGUGUGGUAUUUCUGCAGCUGAUUCUCCAAGCAUCCUUAGUGCUUGUUUGGUUGCUAUGGAACCACAGGGAUCGUUUGUGAUAAUGCCUGAUUCUGUGUCUGUUGGGUCAGUGUUUGGUCGUGGCACAUCACUCAACAUGCAGACGUCGCAACUGAGCACGCCACAGGAUACAUCAUGCACUCACAUCCUAGUGUUUCCUACCUCCGCAAUGGUGCAAGUGCCAACUGGGAGCUAUGAAAUAAACGUUGAGGAAAUGGGAAUCUUUGAAUUACUGGACCCAGAUGAUGAUCUCAUAAUUAACUUGCCAGCAUCUCCAUCCACAUCCCCGGUACAUUCACCAGGGUCCCAUUAUCCACACGGUGGUGACACGGGCAAGGGUCAGUGCACAGACCGACAGGAAUCUCAUGAUGAAGUCACCAUUUUGCAGCAGCCCCUGGCACUGGGAUACUUUGUCUCGACAGCUAAGGCUGGGCCACUUCCUGAUUGGUUUUGGUCAGCCUGCCCUCAAGCACAGAACCAAUGUCCACUUUUUCUCAAGGCCUCGUUGCACCUCCACGUGCCUUCAGUGCAUUCGGAUGAGUUGCUUCAUAGUAAGCACUCCCACCCACUUGAUUCAAACCAAACCUCUGAUGUGCUCAGGUUUGUUCUAGAACAAUACAAUGCUCUUUCUUGGCUGACCUGUGACCCUGCCACCCAGGACCGCCGCUCCUGCCUCCCUGUUCAUUUUGUGGUGCUGACGCAACUGUACAACUUCAUCACAAGCAUGUUGUAAACCUAGCAAAAGAGCUGCAAAGAUUUCAGGAAUUACUCUUCGAAAAGGGAUAUCGUCUGAGAGGGUCAUCAAGAGCAGGAAUUGGUAGGAAGGGAAGCAUACAUUACUCAUGGAGAACUUGGAGGGAUUCUUGGAAUUGGGUCUGAAUGACCCCAGGAUGCCCCCCCCCCCCCCAUUAAUUGCCUGGUGGGUUUUAAAGCCACAGGCAGUUAUCCAAAAAUGCCUGCAUCUUAAUUUAUUGUAAGUUUUUAAAUGUUGUAUAAAUUGUCUUAUAUUUUGUAUUUUUUUUAAUUUUUCAAGAAGGUCUAUACUGCCUUCAGGCUUUAAAGCAUUUGUUGUACUAAAAUAUCUAUAAUCGUUUUAAAAGUUUGCUGUAGGUUGCUAUAAAGUCAGGGGAGGGAGAGCAGCAAAUAUCUAUUGGUUUAGUGUACAUUUUAGUAGGGGUGGGGUUAGUGUUAACCAUACCUUGUGUGUGGUAAAAACGCAGCAAAGCUGUGGAUGCAGAGUACUUGUACAGUAAAUAUGUUCACUGUGUUUAUAUAACUGAAAAAUACAUCUUAUGGCAUUUCUUAUCAUGCAUUGUGAAGCCAGCGCUAAAAUGGGAGGGGUUGGGGAGGGGUGGGGGGUAGAAAUGGGACUGAGGAGGAGGGUUACUCUGGUCAAGGUCAGUCCCAGUGACCUGCCUAUUUGUACAUAAAGACGUCAGUAACUUUAAUUUGUUACUACUGUGUAAAAAAGAAAAAUUGUGCAGAAUGGUAACUAAAUUUUGUAGCAACAGAAUUUUUUCCAAAAUUGAAUCAAUGCAAUGCAGGUGUGUUGGUCUGUUGUAGUGUUAAGGUUUCUAGGCCCCAGACUCUUAUCAUUGUCCGAACUUAAUGAUGGCUUCAGUGAAUGGACCGCUUUACAGAUCCAGGUACCACAAUCCCGACAAAGUCACAGUAGUGUUCCUUCUCAGUUUUUUUUUCUUCUCUGACCAUUUUAUGUUGUAAUUUAAUAAUUACCUGACCUAAUGUUCCUUGCUAUCAAACUCCAUAGCUGUCUGACUUAUAAUUUUUUUUCACUGUUCAUUCAUCUCUCUGUACAAUUAUAAACUUGUUAAUAUUUGGAUAACUUGUUUUUAAAUAUGCUUCAGCACUCAAUUGUGGGUAACUUGUAUUAAGAUACAGGUCUUUGAGGAAGACUAUCUUUUUGAGAAAGGAGAAACCUAUAGAUUCUGUAGAUUUGCUUAUGGGAAUCUGUUCUUAGACCAUUUCAUUUCCCCCCCUACUCACGUCAUGUCCCACUCCAGCUUUACAGUGCAGUGCCUUCCCUCUUGAUAGCCUAAAAUGUUUAAGCAUUGCCUUGAAGUAAAUUGUGUGUUUUGAUAAAACAAUUCUAAGGUUCUAACUAAUGGCAUAGUUUGAAGCUAAAGGAAAAAAAAACGCAUUAUUUUAGGAAGUGAAAUUACAGCUAUCAUUUAAGAAACAUUGUCAUUUGCAAUAGGAUUUGGAAUAAAUAUCAAUAGAGUUGAUUCACGACAUAUUAUUAGUUAAUCUCUUCCUAUGGUGUUUCAGAAUUUGCAAUCAACCCAGUUCAGAGAUGGUAUUAUACACCUCUGGAGUAGAUGGGACUUGAAUCCAGGCCUUUUGGUUCAGUAAGAACACUAUCAGUGUGGUACAAGAGCCCCUAUGGUGUUGUGCAUCAAGACCAAUUGUAGGCUUCAGCUGACGGAUAGCAAAGGCUAAUUGGACAUGGUCAUGCAAAUUAAAUUCACUCCUGAUUUGAAGUCUCAUGUUUUGUUCUUUUAAAAUAUUCCUAUAAUGCAUUCCUCUAUCCACAUGAAACUGUCUGUUAAAACAUGCUGGACUUUAGUUAUACUAUUUUGCCUGUGAUGCUAUACUACUACUUUUGAGAGAGAGCUUUAAUUGUAGUCUGACAAAUUUGCAUAGACAAUUCCCAUAUAAAUAUGAAUGCGAGAUCAGUGUUCCCAAGGAAGUGUGUGCAGAUGGAUUUCUAGUAUUUUUCCAUGUAUGUGUGUAUAACAUGAGAAUUACUAUGCAGUUACCGUAACUAAAGUAUUAUAACUGUUAAUGGUAUUUGAGCCUUGACAAAAGUGAGACCAGACAAAUUUCAAAUUGAAGAAGUCUUAAAUUCUAAGAUCUCUUAAAUUUAGAAAUUUCUAGCAUCCAUGCAUUUCUGUAUUAGAUUAUCUAUUAAAUGUGCUGCAAAAAUAUGCAUUUGAGUUUCAUCUAAAAGAAGUCUUAAUCAAAUUUUCUAAUAAAAUAAUAAUUUUAUAAUUACAAUUACAAAAAGUGAAAUUUGCUACAAGUGUUGGGUGUCUCCGAUCACUUGUCUGAGUUGUUUUCAAUUUGUUAAUUUCAAGAAGUUUCAUCAAAUUUCACUGAAACCGGUUUACGUUUGUUUUCUUGUAUUUUUUUUUUGAAGACUGGCUCGAUAAGAGAACCUUUCUAAUAUCUGAAAAUAUUUCAUUACAGCAGUAACUCCUUAAAAACCCUGAUCAGCACUACUCUAUAAUGUUCACUCCUUUGAAAAAGAUAAAUUGUGCAAGAACAUUAGAACAAGAUCCAACUUUUUUUUAAGCCAUAUGUGUCCUAAUGUAAAAGCUUUAAUACAUAUACUAAAUUUAUAAGCGCCUUAAUUGUUUAACUAUAUAUGUAAUUGCUAUUACCUUGCAGAAGAUACUUUUUUAGGGAGGAGGUUGAAAGCUGUUUUUAAAUAAAAAAAAAUGUUGCACUGAACCUUAAAUACUAUGAAAACAAUUCAAAAUGGUUAAUACUGUCAUGAAAACAUUUGGACUGUUUCUUGAACUGAAGGCACUUUUGUUAAAACUGUUGAACACCUGGCUCCCAGCCUUGAACAGAGCCUUGAGUCAUUGACUUCUUGAAUUCCUAUACCUUUUGUCUAACUUGUGAAUUUUCUUCUCACUGGAUGAGGCCUCUUGCAGGAUCAAAUUUAUUCACUUUUAAGUGCAAAGUCAGAUGAAGGCAUGAGCGAACCAGCUUGGCUCAUUUUUACAAAGUGUUUGGCCUGUGUCGAGGUGUGAUCUGCUGGAAAUUGGGAGAACAUGUGGAUAUUUUGUUUUGUUAUAAGAAGGUAGAUAAGGAUGUCAGGGAUAUUAAAUCUAUAAUUGAACGUAUUAUAUUUUUGCUCCCAUUGAAGUCCCAGCCCAGCUUUAUUCUUGAUACAUUAAAUUGAAAACUUAGCAUAUUUUAAGGUCAUUUGAAUCAUGCAGCAUAGUGGUUAGCACUACUGCCCCCUCACAGUCAGGGACCAAAAUCCGUUCAGCCAUAAGUGACUGACUGUCUGGUUUGCAUGUUCUCACCAUGGUCUAUAUGGGUUUUCUGGUUUCCUCCCACAGUCCAAAGAUGUGCAGGUUAGGUGGAUUAGCCAUGGUAAAUGUGGGGUGAUAGAGGAUGUAGGUCCAGGUGGGAUGCUUUUUGGAGGGUCAGUACAGAAUCAAUGGGCCAAUGACCUCUACCUGCACUGUAGGGAUUCUAUGCCUUAUGCUGUUGUGGAAUAGCAUUCUUUGGUUGAGGUGUGGCUAUGUUGUAUAAAACAAUCAGAACAAUUUCAAGUAGAAAGAACAUUGCUUUAGCAAAGUGUUUCUUUCUAUUUUGUUUACUCAUGGGAUGUAGGUGUCACUGGCUGGACCAGCCUGUGUUGCCCAUCCUUGAGAAGGUAAGCUGCCUUUUUGAACCACUGCAGUCCAUUUCAUGUAGAUAGAUCCACAAUGCUGUUAGGGUGGGAGUUCCAGGUUUGUGGCUUAGCGAUACUGGUGGUAUAUUUUCAAGAUAGGACGGUGAGUAGCUUGGAAGGCAUCUUGCAGGUGGUGGUGUUCCCAUGUAUCUGGUGCCCUUGGCCUUCUAGAUAGCCGUGAUUGUGGGUUUGAAAGGUGCUGUCUUGGGAGUUUUGGUGAAUUUUUGCAGUGUACCUUGUAGAUGCUCCUACCGAACAUCGGUAGUGGAAGAAAUGAAUGUUUGCAGAAAUAUUUCUGCAGCUGCUAUCCUAAUAUUGGAGCUAUCAGUGCUAAUCUCGUUUCCUAAUUUCCCUGUAUAUUUCUUUGUACUUUAUCUAAAUCCUUUGCGGCUGCAGGGUCAUUGUCUUUUAUAUUGCUGAAAUGUAUAGCAAAAUAUAUAUACACCAGUAUGAUAAAUGUAUUUGUAAAUGAUGGUAUACCUUUUACAAAAUGGUAAAUGCUAUGAUUACCUAGUUAAUUUAAACUGGAUUGUUAAGCACAAAGCUCCACAACAUUUGAAAAACUAUAGUAGCUGCAUACUUUAUUUCUAAACAUAAUGUCAGAGAACUAUUAGGUUAAAUAAAAUUAUUUUUUUGUUUGUCUUUCUUCCCCAUUGUCUACCUGCCAACAUAUUUAUUUUCAAGUUUUAAAUCCCCAGUCCAUUAAUUUGGGGGGUGGUGGUGGUGGAUUGCACAGUUGUUCAAGAGCAGCUAUUAAGAGGUGAGCUCUGUGUCCUUCCAUUUGUCAGGGGUUUCGACACCUCAUAAAUAUUAUUGGGAACCAAGUAUUUCUAUUUUAUGUGCAUGAAGAUGACUUGGAUAUCUAUCAUAUAAAACUUCAGAUGCUCUGUUUCUACUUCUCAUUAAUGUUAACCACAGGAUAUCAGUAAUCAAAACAUAUUUCCAUUUAAACUAUUAAUUUUUUUUUUACCUUUUUAGUUUCUCAUGACAGUGGGUAAGUUUUACAAUAAAAAUAAUUUUCAAAUUUAAAUUGUGCAACAAGAAAUUGGAUUCUUUUACUGUCAAACUUCAUUUUCCAUAACCUUUGGAGACCAGUGCUAGCAGCUGAAUAGUAUGACAUUUAUUUACAUUAAUAUUUAAAGUAAUUGCGAUCGUUGCUUUAAUUAUUAUGGUUGAUUUUUUUUCUGUACAUUGCCACCUAAAUAAUCACAUAGCUGUGUUCAUUCUAGACACUUAACCACCUACACAUGGCCUUGUAAUUAAUAGUUUUAAAUAACUAGGUGACUAUAAGAAUUCUUAUUCAUUCAUGGGAUCUGGGUGUUGCAUACUAGUUGCAUUUAUUGUUCAUCUCUAAUUGCAGGUGCUCUUGAGUGCCCACCUUGAAUUGUUGCAAUACUUGAAAUUUAGACAUACCCACAGUGCUGUUAAGAGUUUCAGAAUUUUUAACUGAGAUGGAAUGGCAAUUAAUAUCAAAGACAAGAUGGUGUUGGAGGCAAACUUCCAACUGUUGUUGCUUCAGUAGUUGUCGCCAUGGUCGAGGUAACCGGUUUUGAAGGUGUUGUUGAGCUCUGUCAAAGUGCAGGUGUUACCCACAAUUUAUUGCUAUGAUUGUUUUUAAAUAUAGGGAAAAGCAGUCAUUUAACUGGACUGUCUUUUAAUACAAAUGUUAGUAGAAAAUAACUGAAAACUGAUGUUUUUCUGGCGUUUCACAGCAUAUGGUCUCCAUAGAUAUCUGUAGCAUUUUAAAUUUUCUUGACUUCCUGGUCAUGUUGAAACCAGGAUCUGAAAGUGGUCCAUUUCAUGUGCAAACACUAGCAAUCCCAGUACUUUAUUAAUGCAUUGCUUAAACGUUUGUCUUAUUUAAAUUUCAUAAUUUAAUCUUUUUGUCAAAAUAUUUAUAGAUUGAGCUGAAAUUGCAGUAGAUUUAAAAAACUCAAAUUUUAUUAAUUGUUGAAUUUUACAGAGUUGAUGCCUUGCUUAUUUUUUAAAAAAAAAGGAAAAAAAAAUUGGGAGAACAUGCCAUGUUUUGCUGAAUAGUUGGUUGUCUGUAACAACUGGGCGAGCAGAGAUGAGACCCCAGCUGUGGUGAGGACCGGUCCACUUUUUUCCCCUUUUUGCGUGUCCUACUUUGGUAUAAAACAUCCUGCUUGUGAAGCUGCAGUUGUGGUUCAAGAGUCUUUCAACAAAUUAUGAACAAAUUUUAGUCUGGAGAUCGUGGCAAACACUAAAAGCUACAUACAGUCCAAAAAAAAACAAAUUAUGGUUGAAUUGUUCAAAAGGUUUAUACUUUUUAAACAUUUCCAAAUAAAUAAUUUAUUCAUAA